AGUUCAGCAGCUUCAGAGUGGAAAAGGGAUCAGUCCAGUCAGCAGUGACCACAUUUUCUUCAAUAACCACCGCACCACUAAUUUGGUCUUCGAUACAUCCACCUCUUCACUUCAUCACUUCAUCACUCAGGCCCUCUGUGCAAGAAGCAUAAGCCAUCAGUCAGCCGGCGCGAUAAUCAAACCAUACACAACCCAACUGAAACACAACUUCAAGUGUUAUUUCGAUCGCAGCGAACACAGCCGACUAAAACACCAGUCGUCGGUUCGACAGACACAACAUCCAUCACCACCUACCACUUGGUGCUUGCAAGUCCAGCACGAGAGUUCUGCUGCAACAUCUUUGGAGUUCCCAUAAGACCCAACUUAAAAUGGCCCAAACACCAGCCCAAAGACGCGCCAACGAGAAGCACGCCAAGACCGUUGAAAAGCGCAUGGGCAAGCCCGAAACCGCUUACAAGAAGAAAGAGACCAAGAAGUCUCCUGUCGGCAUCGCCGCUGUCGCCCUCCUCAUCUUCGUCGUCAUCGCACCUCUCCUCAUCGAACAACUCCGUCUAAUCCCCGCCGUGUGGACGUUCAUCAUGGAUCUACUGGCCCGGAUCGGCUUGGUGUCAAAAUAAAUAGAAAAUAAAAACCCGGUGUUCAGCUCGAUUCGCUUCGACGCCACUGAGCUUCCUAGUACUUAUUCGCUACUUGCUACUUGCUCGUCUGAUAUAGCCUCAAGUCAACUGAUGAGACUACCACCAUCCAUCACUAGUAGGAGUGCCAGUCAAACCUGAUCACCUCCCAGAAUACCAUUAGUCAACAGCUGAAACUCAUCAUAAACCUUGGUCGUAACAUUCGCCGCACUCUUCUUGAUACAAGCCAGCAUAAACUCCGCAGCCUCACGAUCGCUCCUAUCAAGGACAAACCUGUUCUUGAAAUUCCGCAUCGUCUCCGGCUUGAAGCAAGGCAGUCCCGAAUCCAACAUCAGCUCGACAAUAUGCGACAAUUUAUCACAAUAUUGCCUGGACGCCAAAAAGGCCUUGAUAGUCAAUUCCUCGAACCAGCGAUACGGCUGACUGGUCGCUGGAUCAUCACCGCCCAUGACGGCAAUCAUUUCCGGCGUGAGUUUGAACGGUGCACGUUCAAAUUUAACACCACCAGGGGCAAUGUCGAAACAAAACCCAAAGUCGAUAUGUAGAAUAUGUCCCUUGUCAUCGACCAUGAUGUUUCCGUUGUGGCGGUCUUUGAACUGUAAUAGAUAGCUAAUCACAGAAUACGC
This is a messenger RNA of Exophiala dermatitidis NIH/UT8656, 1261 nucleotides long. RefSeq lists its product as uncharacterized. The coding region runs from base 369 to 617 and encodes 82 amino acids. NCBI's taxonomy places the organism in Eukaryota, Fungi, Ascomycota, Eurotiomycetes, Chaetothyriales, Herpotrichiellaceae. The record is from RefSeq and is a predicted model, not a curated record. The transcript has 4 exons. Gene Ontology annotation, cellular component: endoplasmic reticulum.